UUACAACCACCGUGUUAGCCAGGGGGGUCCUGUUUAACAAUGGCUGCAGCGCUGCCAGUGCGCGAGACUCCGCCUAAUAAACACAGCGACUGUCUUUCCUAUCUGCAGUCGUUGGGGGAUGCGUUGCCCAAGGAGGUGGCCGACCAGCUAGCUGCCCAAAUUAUUGAGGAGGCAAACAAGCCGGACACGGGCAGCAUCAAUCAGGCCGCUCUGAAUGUCACCUUUCGCGUCUACUAUCACAUCGUGCACAAAUACGAACUGCCGGAUGAACACUUUGCAGAUCUGCCCCAGCGGCUGUGCUGUGAGCAGCCGCAGGCUUUUCUAAUGCUGCAGGCUGUGCUGCUGACCGACCACUGGUCGCGACUGGAUGCACAGCUAAUUGAGGCCAAGUGCAUGGAUGCCCUCAUUGCUGCACUGCAGCAUAACAGCAGCAGCAGCCUGGUUCAUCAAUUGAAGGCUACCAAUCUGCUGGUGAAGAAGUUUCCCAAGCUGGAAUUGCUCACGCUGCAGCUGGAGCACUUCUACCACUGCCUGCAGCGCCAGAGCCAGGUGGGCUCGCGGGAGGAGACACUCACGCUCUUCAAUCACUGCUGCAAACAGCAACAACGCGCCUUCUGCUACUUCCGCCUCAUUGUUGGGUUCUGGCCAUGGACGAAUCGCAACAAGUACUAUCUGCUGAGCGGCAUACUCAACUCCCAUGGUCUGCCAGAGCUGCUGGCUGCGAGCGGUCAAAGCGAGGCAGAGUUUUUUGCUGGGCUGCGUUUGAGCCUGAGCUACAAGGGUCUGCGUGCGGCCAGUCAGUAUCCGGUGAAGAGCCUGAGCAGCCAGCGCUCACCCGCUCUGCUCGCGCUAGCUGUGGAGCUGCUGGUGAAUGGCAGCGUAGCUGAAAUCCAAAACUUCCACUCGCAGUGGUUCCUGCGCAUACAGCAACGCGAUGCGCUGUUCCAGCUGCUGCAGGCUAAGCCGGAGAUUGUCGAGUUCUUGGCCAGCUCGGAGGCGGCACGUUCGGCCAGUGAGCAGCAGCGUCUAAUACUCAUAUUCAGCAUGUUCGCCAAGGAGAUCUAUGUGGCAUCCAAGCUGCACUUCUUUAAGAUUAGCACAGAACUGUUGACCAACUGCAGCGCCUUUGAAACGGAUUCCCAGCUGUUGAUCUUUAAGUUUCUGGUCGACAAUCUGUCCAAUUUUGCUGUAGAGGAUUGCCUAGAGUUCUUCUACAGCUUCAUGCAGCGUCAUCGCGGCGUUGAAAGCUCCGAGUUUCGCAACACAAUGCUGGGCAAAAUGCCCAAUAUUAUCAACCACACGGCCAAGCACUUUAAUAAGGUUCUAAAAGUGGAUGGCGGCGCGGGCAGCGAUGCACUGGCUCACGAUAUUAAGCGAUUCUUCCGCCAGCUACAGGAGCUGCUCGAGCAAGACAUGCUCUGCGAUGUUUAUCAGCCCAAAAUAUUCGCGCUGAAAAUGCUCGAGAUUUUGCACAAGUCUCUAUACAGCGCUCAGGUCACCAAGAAUGCAAAAAUGUGCAGUAUCCAACAAAACCAGCAGCUGGGCUCCUUUCUCCUGGACCAUGGUGUCUUUCAGCCCAGCACCGUGUCACAGUUGUUGUUCAAGUCUCUCAACGAUCCCCAAGGCUUCGACGAUGCGCUGGAGCUGACGGUUUCACUGCUCCUCCAACUGGGCCAUGUUGACACCCAGCAAUGCAACGAGCGCUGCUUAACGCUCUGCACCAGCUCCGAUGUGGAUGAGUGUGCUCUGGUCUCGCUCUACGCGCAGCUGAUGGUGCGCAGCUGUCCCGAUCCACAGCUGACCAAAGCACUCUACGAUCAAUGCCUGCAGCAAUUGACGAGCAAAUUCGACGCAUUCCAGCACGAUCCACUGCAGACCACAAAGUGUGCUGGCGGUCAUCUAUUUGGCCACAUUCGCGUCCUGGACGAGCUGAUCAGCGGCGGUAGUCGUAGACCCGAAGCAGCUGUCGUUGAACUAUUGCCGCUGCUCGAACGUAUACUCAAUGUAAUUCUGAAGUUUCUUAAUCUGGCCAAUGCCCGGCGCGAGGGAGCGGACGCAACAGCCGCCAGUUUUCAGGAUAUGGACGAGAGCUUGCAGCUGUUGGUCAGUGAGAGCGUCUACGAGGCGCUUGAGGAUGCCGAAGCCUGUCGCAAGUAUUUGCUCAUGAGUUUCUGGCUGACAUUAAAGGCUAGUUGUGACCUGGCCACCAGCUUGGGAUCAGCGCUGCUCCGCUCAACCAAAAGCGCGCCUGACUACGCAGCUCUGCAGCGCUGCUUGGACAUUAAUAUGGCUGUGCUGACUCGCUGCCGGCACAAGGGCGCCAUAGAGGCCGCUGGGCUGAGCAUUGGCAAGCUAACGCGCGCUAUUACCAGCACCCUAGCUGGCGAGGAUCAGGGCUUUCAGUUGCUGCACGAUUGCCUGGAGCGGCAGCUGCUUUCCGAGUGCCGCCAGGUGAGCACCACGCGGCGCGGUGCGGGUUUCGCUAUCAUGUUUCUGCAUGUGCUCAAAAAUGACGAUCCGCGCCAGCGUUUGCUGCUGCAUCGCGCCGUGCAGCGCAUACUGCAGCGCCUAAAUGGAGCCACCAACAGCGACGCAUCCAACAGCAGCAGCAACCACGAUCGCUGGGAGGCCUUGGCGCUGCAUUACCUGUGCGUGCUGGUGCGCGACACGGAGCUGCGACCGGCCAUGUGCAAGUACUACGACGAGAUCAUGCUGGUGGCCAUAGCGCACAUCGACAACACCGAGUGGACCAUUUCGAAUGCCGCGCUGCAGUUGUUCGGUGCCACGCUCGGCAAGCUGGUCGGCCAGCGGCAGGCGACGGAGUUUGAAACCAAGCUCGCCUGGGAGCCGAGUGAAAUGAACUACGAGGAACUGGCAUGUCUGCUGCCGAAGGCCUGUGAGCACAUGCUACGCUGCUGCAAUACCGACAAGGUCACCUCUUCGAUUAUACUGUUUCUGGGCUUCCUCUCCAAGGUGGAGCAUCUGUGCACCACCGGCCAGCCGCAGCAGUCGACUCGGCUGCUGCAACGCUUCCGUCGUCUCAGCUGGCGUUUGCUGCGGCACAAAUGCGAGCAGGUGCGUCUGCUGGCUGCCACCUGCUUUGUGCGCGCCCACGAUUUCCGGCGCGAUCUGCCGGCGGUGCUGCUGGCCAGCGCCAAAAUGGCUGCGCAGCUGCAAGAGGACAACUUCUACGAAGGUCUGCUGUACACCCUGCAAGCGGGCGUGCUCAAGCUGCAGCACGAGGCGCGACACGUGUGGACAGUGGCCAGGCUGCAGCAAUAUCAGCAGCAGCUGCUGACAGCUCUGGGUGCUAGCGAGCAAAUGGCUCGCUUCAAGACUUACACGCUGAAUGUACUGCUGCAGUUGCUGCAGCUCUUGGGCGCCGCAGAGCAGGCAGACGUAGUGCGUCAGCUGCUGGACGGGCGCGGCAGACACGCACUAAGCUAAAUUUAUGUAUUUGGGUUGUGC
Molecule: messenger RNA, 3468 nt
Organism: Drosophila novamexicana
Lineage: Eukaryota; Metazoa; Arthropoda; Insecta; Diptera; Drosophilidae
Exons: 3
Coding region: 40-3447 (1135 amino acids)
Biological process (GO): tRNA methylation
Cellular component (GO): cytosol
Source: RefSeq, a predicted model, not a curated record